This is a messenger RNA of Ailuropoda melanoleuca (giant panda), 5268 nucleotides long. RefSeq names its product lysophosphatidic acid receptor 1 (gene LPAR1). The record is from RefSeq and is a predicted model, not a curated record. The transcript has 4 exons. Gene Ontology annotation, molecular function: lysophosphatidic acid receptor activity. Bases 4174 to 5268 code for a protein of 364 amino acids. Gene Ontology annotation, biological process: G protein-coupled receptor signaling pathway. Gene Ontology annotation, cellular component: membrane. Lineage: Eukaryota; Metazoa; Chordata; Mammalia; Carnivora; Ursidae.
CUCUUGCUUAUCCAUAGAGAGGGAAGUCUGCAUAUUCAGUAUCGGGUAUUGCCCUGUGUUCUUUCAAGAGACUGAAACGAGUCACUUUGACUCAAGUCCAGAUAGAGGAAAAUGGUUAGAUUUAUAGUACAUUAAUUUGUCAAUUAGAAAUUCAUCUUCUUUUGAGGCCUAGGGAAGGAGCCAGCAUCAGCUGCAGAAGUAAACAAAGGGGAGUUUGCCUCAGAACCAAAGACUUUCUUUUAGGUGUUUGGUGUGGCACUCAGUAAUUAGUAAGGUCAUUGUCACUUGGCAAGGUUGCCCAUGUCAGAAGCCAGCUGGUUGAGUUUUUCCCCACAUGUUUUCUGGGGCAGUCAUCAUGGCCACAUGUAAAUCAGAAGCAAAUCCAGCCGGAGAUGACUUGCUCAGUUGAAGCCAGGAACCCCUUCUAAGGAGUGAGUGUAUUUUAAAUGUACUCCUAUGCUUCUUGGCUUCAUUCCCCCCCACUCCUCAUCCCUCUGAACUAGGAGUAUCAUUAUGAGUCUAUUAGGGUCUCAUUUGCUUAUUUUCUGUUCAUUCAGUGCAGUUUCCCAUGAAGGGGAUGUUGUACCUUAGUCCUUUUAUCAACCUCCCAUACUGAUUCUUUCUAGUAUAUUUUUCUGAAAAUUCAAGCAAUAGCUGGGUUCCAUCUGUGGCUUCUAGGGCUGAUUCAGGAUAUUUCCCAUUCUUAUAGUGAAUUGGUGAUUUCUGUAGUAAUCUGGCACAGGAAUGAGCCUAUGUAGCUUUCUUCCUUAUGGAUUGUAUUUUGUACAUCUGUUUUGAAUCAUAGGGAGGGAUAAUGAGUUAAUUCAUACCCAGUGACUCUAGAGGAAGAGAUGAAUGGGCCAGUAAAUAAAUAAGUGAUGGCUGAUCUUUUGCAAGUGAAGGGCAUGAGAAGUGGUUUGUGGUUUGAGGAAGAAUGGUACAGAUCAGAAGAGAUGCCUAGAAUGGAGAAUGAAGAGAAGUAGAGAAGGAGGAGAAGGGCAACAGUAAUGACCCAAGGGCAGCUGGGGCCAGCAGGGCCCACCCCCUUCACUCCAUGGCUUUCUCUAGCUGGGGCACAGUCUUCCAACUCAAGCGAAGGAAAUGAGAGCUGGAUUGAUGGCAGGUUGCAAGAACUACAGGACAGGUGUCCAGAUACUUGGAGGAGUUCAAAGAGGGAUGAAUUUCUUUAGAAAUUCAGUGCGAUGCCGUGGUUGAUGUUGUGAGACUGUGGGAUAGCAGAGGACUAGUGUGUCACAGGGAGACGGCUUACUUGGUUAGGGCCUGAAUGGCAGUAUUUAGGAUGUCAUCUUGUCUAUCCCCCAUGAUCUGUGCAGUUUGGUAAAUAAGCCGGGAAGUACAUAGGUUUUAUAAAGGUAAUUUUAGGACUUCACUGCCACAAGAGAGCUGGUUUAUACCCUUUGUGGUAAUAUUGCUUAACCCUUGUAUUUUUAGAGUUAAGUAACCAUAUGCCACUUCAUAAAGGACUCUUGUCAUGUAAGAAUAGGUUCCACAAAAGCCUCACAACUCGAUAGGUCUGAAAUGCUUUAGGAGAAGGCAGUUAACUUUCUGCCUUAUUUUCUUGCUUGCUUCUUGAGGAUAGGAAACUAAGAAUCUGGCCUGUCUCUUAAUGUAUCUUAAGGAUGUGUAACGUAAAUCAAAACGAGGAACGCCAUCAUUACCGUUUUCUACAGAUAAGAACAGCAGCCCAGGAUUCUCUGUUUCAGAGUUUGGGGAAGUUAGUUACUGUGCAGAACCUCUGACUUCACCCUGCUUUUUUCGGGACCGGUCUGAAAGUUGUCCUUAAACCCUCAGCACUUUCCCUAAUUUAUGUUCCCAUGGGGAGCUAGUGUGUGGAAAGAGCACGGCCCUGGAGCGGGGCCUGGAUCAGGUGUCCGCUCUCCCUCCUUUCCGGGCUGUGUGGCUUUGGUUAUGUCUGCUACACAAACGUUUAAAUCCUCGGGGUUCUUGUCCAUGAAAUGAGUUAACAAUAUGUGCCUCAAACUGUAUGCGAAACGAGUUUCUCAACGCUCAGCAUCUCCUAGGCUUUCAUUACAUCCCAGUGUCCUACCUGCCCCCUUUGCUUGUUAGCAGUGAUGCCACCUGGCAUAUUUGUCACACCCACUUCUAUAUCCUUUCCCCCACCGCAGGCUAGCUGCUCUCUAUUCACCUUUAGGCAAUUUUCUGUGCUCUGAGUACUGAAAGUCUUUUAAGGUCCUAUUGCUUAAUGACUUAGCUUAGAUAUCGGACCCCAGCGCAUAGUGUGAGUCUUUCAGAAUAGAAUCUCACUUGUCUGCUUAUUUUGUUUUUUUGAUUAUCAUGCUAUUUAUAUAUUCAUGUCUCCACCCCACAUAUGAUAGAGUAAGACGGUGUGAAUUAUAAAUACAUGAGAAAGAAAGAGGAAAAAUUUAAAAAAGUAGGGGGGGGCAUAAAAUGAUGCCAAGAAUAAGUUCAGUACAAAACAGUGCACCAUGGGGGUCGUAUAAUUUUUCUCAGUGUACGCUCGGCACUCAAGCAAAAAGGCCCCUACCCUAUACAUACACCUUUCUCCCAGGCUGUUCACUUAGAUUAGCGGUAUGAUAAACCACGGGUCUUCCCCCCCUCCCCCCAGAGCUAGGAUUAAGGAGAACAUUAGGGCACCCAAGGAAUUUAGUGUUGCGUGUUCUACCAAAAUAGUUUGACAGCUUUAUUCCUUAUUUGUUAAUAACUAUAAUCACUCGAACAGCAAAGAGAAAGUAGGAAGGAGCCGUAGUUCUAAACAAAACCUAAAGCGAUUGUAAGUAUGGUAUGAAGGAUAAUAUGCAAAGACAGGGUAAAAAUCAGAACUUCAAGUUCAUAGAAGUUGCUGCCAAACCUAGAUUAUUACUUAGGACACGGUUGUGAGGUUUUGUGACCUGCCCAGUAUCCUCCAGCUGGUACGGAGUAGUGUCAGAGGAUUCGGGGUUCAGAAGGCUUGGAUUAAAUGUCCAGCUCAAGACUUGAAUCUUUACUUCUACUAUAAUGAAAAGUAUCAUCUUCCAGGAGUUGAGAAGUGUUGAGGUAUCGUCUUGCCUGCUAGUGAAAUGAGAAAGUAUAUUUCCAGACAAAAACUCCCUGAGGUCAGGGGCUGGCUCAGUUGUAUUCAUUAUGCUCCUGGUUCACUGUAGAUGUUCAAUAAAUAUCUUUUGAAUAAAAGAAAGGAGAUCAUUAGGUGGUCUGAAAACAACCUAAAAAUGGGAGUUUUCCUCAGAAGGAAAGACUUUCCAUAAAUUCUUAAAAUAAAAAAAAUUUCCCUGUGGAUCAAAUUGCAGUGUGGAAACAGUCACGUCGGUCUUUGGACAGAACUGGGGCCAUGCUUUACUGCAGAGAAUUCAGCAUCUUUUUGAGUUUCCUUAAUGGACAUAUUAGUAACAGAAGAUUUGUUUAUAUUUUGUGCCUCUCUAGCGUCCUCUCUCCGACGAUGUCAAGAAGACUGUAGAAAGGCACUUCUCCCCACUUGUGGGCAAGACUAAUGAAGCCCCCCACCACCAGUUGGAGUACUUGAUUCAUCCUUGUAACUGACUCCUAUCACUUUGGGAUGUCUUGCCUUUCUUUAAUCUUAGUGGUGACUAAGUUUCCUGAGGAAAUGUUAACAUGGAACAUACUGUCUUAUGUUCCAUACGAGACUGGGAAUCAGUUGUGGUUCUGGUCCUGCUUCUGUCGUUAACGAAAUGUGUGACUGUAGUUUCUUUCUUCUCCACACCUCAGUUUUCCAUCAUCAAAUGGGUACACUUGAACUGGUGAUCUUUAACACCCCUGAUGGUAUUACUCUUUUUGCCCUUUGUAUUUAAACUGGCAGUUAUCAGUCAUGGGUCACUUAAUUCCUUUAUUGUCAAAUGAUAGAAUGGUGUCUCCCCUUGGACCCCUCUCCCCAACUUUACAGCUUGAAACGGCCUCCUCAAAACAUUUGGCUAGCAAGGAGAGCUGGAUUCAGACUUCUGAAAAUACAUCAACCUGACCUGCUUUGGCUGAGUCCAGGAGUCCUGGCUCUGAGACGUUAGAUGCUCCCUUCUGGGUUCUUCUUUUCCUUAAGCUAGGAGUUGGUACACAGUUCCGUCUAGCAUGACCGUGAUCUGAUCCACAACAAACGUGACUUGGCUCCUGGGUCUGGUGCUGCUGUGCUGGGGCCUGGUCGCUGCCCACAACUACAGAGCUGCCAUGGUCGCUGCCUCCACUUCCACCCCUGUAAAUUCACCACCCCCGUUCACAGCCAUGAAUGAACCACAGUGCUUCUACAAUGAGUCCAUUGCCUUCUUUUAUAACCGGAGUGGAAAGUAUCUUGCCACCGAAUGGAACACGGUCAGCAAGCUGGUGAUGGGACUUGGAAUCACUGUCUGUAUCUUCAUCAUGUUGGCCAACCUCCUGGUCAUGGUAGCAAUCUAUGUCAACCGCCGCUUCCAUUUUCCUAUUUAUUACUUAAUGGCUAAUCUGGCUGCUGCAGACUUCUUUGCUGGGUUGGCGUAUUUCUACCUAAUGUUCAACACAGGACCCAACACUCGGAGACUGACGGUCAGCACGUGGCUUCUCCGCCAGGGCCUCAUUGACACCAGCCUGACAGCAUCUGUGGCCAACCUACUGGCUAUUGCAAUCGAGAGGCACAUUACAGUUUUCCGCAUGCAGCUCCACACUCGGAUGAGCAACCGGCGGGUGGUGGUGGUGAUUGUGGUCAUCUGGACAAUGGCCAUUGUCAUGGGCGCUAUACCCAGUGUGGGCUGGAACUGCAUCUGUGAUAUCGAAAAUUGUUCCAACAUGGCGCCCCUCUAUAGUGACUCUUACUUAGUCUUCUGGGCCAUUUUCAACUUGGUGACCUUUGUCGUCAUGGUGGUUCUCUAUGCUCAUAUCUUUGGCUAUGUUCGCCAGAGGACUAUGAGAAUGUCUCGACAUAGUUCUGGACCCCGGCGGAAUCGGGAUACCAUGAUGAGUCUUCUGAAGACAGUGGUCAUUGUGCUUGGUGCCUUUAUCAUCUGCUGGACUCCCGGACUGGUCUUGUUACUUCUCGAUGUGUGCUGUCCACAGUGUGACGUCCUGGCCUACGAGAAAUUUUUCCUUCUGCUCGCCGAGUUCAACUCCGCCAUGAACCCCAUCAUCUACUCCUACCGCGACAAGGAGAUGAGCGCCACCUUCAGGCAGAUCCUUUGCUGCCAGCGCAGCGACGGCGCCAGCGGCCCCACGGAAGGCUCUGACCGCUCGGCUUCCUCCCUCAACCACACCAUCUUGGCCGGAGUUCACAGCAAUGACCACUCUGUGGUUUAG